UUCCCCGCGGCUUCCGGCGGCGCGCGCGGCAGCCAUGGCGUACCGCGGGCAGGGCCAGAAGGUGCAGAAGGUGAUGGUGCAGCCCAUCAACCUGAUCUUCCGAUACCUGCAGAACAGGUCCAGGAUCCAGGUGUGGCUCUAUGAGCAGGUGAACAUGCGGAUAGAAGGCUGCAUCAUUGGCUUUGAUGAGUAUAUGAACCUGGUGCUGGACGACGCAGAGGAGAUUCACUCCAAGACAAAGUCCAGGAAGCAACUGGGUCGGAUCAUGUUGAAAGGGGACAAUAUCACCCUCCUGCAGAGUGUUUCUAACUAGGAUUGGUUGCUUUUCAGUCAAGCAGUGGUUCUGGGGCUCCAGAGGGGAUGAAAUGCUGGUGGGAGCAGGACUGGCUGGUAGGCAGAAGGUUGUGUGGGACUGGGACCACAAGCAGAGCUGAAAACUGUCUCUUUCUGCAAGUCGUGUUUGUUGUUGUUUUUUGUAGUCAGAAACAAAUGAGAAUGUUUGGUGCAAAUAAACGUUUUUUCACUGUAAA
This is a messenger RNA of Apus apus (common swift), 530 nucleotides long. It is a transcript of the gene SNRPE, whose product is annotated as small nuclear ribonucleoprotein polypeptide E. Gene Ontology annotation, biological process: spliceosomal snRNP assembly; mRNA splicing, via spliceosome. The record is from RefSeq and is a predicted model, not a curated record. The coding region runs from base 35 to 313 and encodes 92 amino acids. Gene Ontology annotation, cellular component: U4/U6 x U5 tri-snRNP complex; U2 snRNP; U5 snRNP. The transcript has 5 exons. NCBI's taxonomy places the organism in Eukaryota, Metazoa, Chordata, Aves, Apodiformes, Apodidae. Gene Ontology annotation, molecular function: RNA binding.